Trachemys scripta elegans is the source of this 1553-nucleotide messenger RNA. It is a transcript of the gene TMED8, whose product is annotated as transmembrane p24 trafficking protein family member 8. The coding region runs from base 163 to 1173 and encodes 336 amino acids. The record is from RefSeq and is a predicted model, not a curated record. The transcript has 6 exons. Lineage: Eukaryota; Metazoa; Chordata; Testudines; Emydidae.
AAGGCCCGGGCCGGGGGGCGAUAGGCGCGCGACGCCCAGGCGGUCUGCCCUCGGCUCUUUCCGCCCCAGGCUCGGCUCUUUCCGCCGGCGCCGUUUCCGCCUCUGGCCGCUGCUGACAGCUUCGGAUCUUCCCGCCGCCUCGGCCCCCCUUGCCGGCCGCCCAUGUCGGAGGUGCUGGUGGCUGCCGCCGGCUCCUGCUUCGAGCCCCCCGCGGCUGGGGAGCCGGGAGGCCGCCGCUGCUCCGUGUCCGAGGGGGACGCGCAGGGCCGCCGCUCACCUCCUGUUCCGCCUUCGGAGACUCCAGAGAAUGAAGAUUCAGCCCCAAAACCAGAAUCUGCAUCCCAGACAGUCGCCUCAUCAGUGUCCGAGGCCUCACAGUGCAGGCCGCAGAUUGGAUCACCUGAGAAUGUGCAUGCCGCAGAGGAUUCUAGAAAAGGUGAUGGUACGUCAGAGGACCAGGAUGUGGCCGGACAAGGAGAGAAGCUGGCAGACCAGAUCCAGCCCCCCAGGGAGGAGGCCGUAGUGCGGAUGACUAAGUACCGUGCCCCACAAGGACCAGGGGAUAUAGUCAUGAUACAGUCGGAACACACAGGUGCAGUGGAUGUCCUCUCUGCAGAGCUGGAGACUGCGGACCUCCUUGGUGAACAGAGAAAAGCUCAGCCUCCUCCUCUGGCUCCAGCCUCCACUUGGACCACUUGCAAGAUAAGGGAAUUCAAAGCCAAAAUGGGAAAGGAGAAGAAUGCUCAGAUGGUGGUGAAACGGGGUGAAGUAGUGACAGUCCGGGUGCCAACACACCCAAAUGGGAAGCGUGUUUGCUGGGAGUUUGCUACGGAUGAUUAUGACAUUGGCUUUGGGGUCUAUUUUGACUGGACUCCUGUCACCAGUACUGCCAUUACUGUUCAAGUCAGUGAAUCAAGUGAUGAGGAAGAUGAAGAGGAAGAAGAUGAGAUCGAAGGACUCACCCCCGUUGGAGAUGUGGAGAGGGGCUCUAAAAGCUAUCUACGAAACCGCUAUGGGGAGAUCAUGCCUGUGUACCGAAGGGACAGUCACCGGGAUGUGCAGGCAGGCAGCCAUGACUACCCGGGUGAGGGCAUCUACCUGCUCAAAUUUGACAACUCUUACUCCCUCCUGCGCAACAAGACUCUCUUCUUUCAUAUCUAUUACACCAGCUGAAGGAGUGGAGGGAGCAGAGACAGCAGGCAGGUAACACUGACCAAAGCAGGCUGCCAGCCGGGACUGGCACCCCCUAAUUGGCACUGCCCUAUGGCCAAGUGAGAGACCUGGCUCUCUGCUCUCCUGUGGAUAAGAACAGGUUUUCCCCCAUUCCCUCCCAGCUUACUCACAGGAAACGGUAGCUGUGGCUGCUCAGUCGUCCAAAGGCAACUCCUCUCGCUCUAAAUUGCAGGAAGCCUGCUCUGUGAAGGCAUCAGGCUGGGACUUCUCAUUACAGCCAGUAAAUUGUCAGAGCGCAGAUUCAGGUGGCAGCGUUUCUUUCUGUUGCACUUGUAUGAACUGAAGCUGAAAUACCCUUUUACUUAAAAAUCCUCAAACUC